Messenger RNA from Pararge aegeria (speckled wood butterfly), 2898 nucleotides. It is a transcript of the gene GlyS, whose product is annotated as glycogen [starch] synthase. Gene Ontology annotation, molecular function: alpha-1,4-glucan glucosyltransferase (UDP-glucose donor) activity. Lineage: Eukaryota; Metazoa; Arthropoda; Insecta; Lepidoptera; Nymphalidae. Gene Ontology annotation, cellular component: cytoplasm. The coding region runs from base 230 to 2308 and encodes 692 amino acids. The transcript is spliced from 19 exons. Gene Ontology annotation, biological process: glycogen biosynthetic process. The record is from RefSeq and is a predicted model, not a curated record.
AAAAAAAUAUUUUCGUUUGAAUUUUCUACCCGCGCAGACAUGCAAUAUGCAUUAGAAUUGCCGUAAACUAUUCCGUUUAGUUAAAAUCGUGUGUAAAACUGGUUGUGCCACGUGUACAGUGAACUAUUCAGUGAUAAAAAUCAAGUUCAACCGGUUUUAAGUUUACUACUUUCAUAUUUAAAAUCGGGAGGACGUCUGACCCCAGCUGUGUUAUAUUCAAUAGGUAACAAUGUCGCGUGACAGAACAUCACGAAGGUUCUACCGCGCCGAGUCCACGCACGACCUUUUAUCGUACAUGGACAAAGGGCAAGCGGCGUGCGAGGAGAACCGGUGGACCUUCGAGACAGCUUGGGAAGCGGCUAAUAAAGUCGGCGGUAUCUACACUGUGAUCAGAUCCAAGGCAUAUGUGUCUACAGAAGAAAUGGGUGAAAAUUAUUGCUUGCUCGGACCAUACAAGGAGCAUUGCGCUCGGACAGAAGUGGAGGAGGCAGAUUUCCCCCCGAAUUCUCCGCUCACCACAGCUGUCAACGCCAUGCGAAGCCAGGGUUACAAGCUUCACACAGGAACCUGGCUAGUAGAUGGCAACCCGCAGAUCAUUCUGUUCGACAUCGGCUCGGCCGCGUGGCAAAUGGACAGCUACAAGCAGGAACUGUGGGACACCACGUCCGUCGGUAUACCGCACCUGGACGUCGAGGCCAACGACGCUGUCAUCCUCGGGUUCAUGGUCGCGCACUUCAUCACUGAGUUUCGCAAAGCUGCUGAGAAUUACAGCGACACUCCGCCACGCGUCGUCGCACACUUUCAUGAGUGGCAGGCGGGCAUCGGUCUCAUCGUUUUAAGGGUGCGUCACGUAGACGUCGCCACGGUGUUCACAACGCACGCGACACUUCUGGGGCGAUAUCUGUGCGCUGGCAACACAGACUUCUAUAACAAUUUGGAUAAGUUCUCGGUGGACGAGGAGGCGGGAAAGAGACAGAUAUACCACCGCUACUGCAUGGAGCGCGCCGCCGCACACAUGACGCACGUGUUCACAACGGUCUCGGACAUUACGGGAUACGAAGCGGAGCACCUCCUCAAACGGAAGCCCGACUUCAUCACCCCGAAUGGUCUGAACGUGAAGAAGUUCUCAGCCUUGCACGAGUUCCAGAACCUACACGCGUUGGCCAAAGAAAAGAUCAAUGAAUUUUCAAGAGGACACUUUUAUGGGCAUUUCAACUUCGACCUGGACAAGACUCUGUACUUCUUCAUCGCCGGCCGCUACGAGUUUGGAAACAAGGGAGCGGACAUCUUUAUAGAGGCUUUAGCUAGAUUAAACCAUUAUUUAAAGUCGUCCGGGUCGGAAAUGACAGUGGUCGCGUUCCUCAUCUUCCCCGCCAAGACCAACAACUUCAACGUGGAGAGCCUGCGGGGGCACGCCGUCACCAAGUCCCUGCGCGACACCAUCAACGACAUCCAGCAGAAAAUCGGAAAGCGGAUGUACGACAUAUGCUUGGGAGGCCAUUUACCCGAUGCGUCGGACUUGCUGCACAAAGACGAUACGGUUCGUCUUAAACGCUGUAUUUAUGCAUUGCAGAGGGACGGUUUACCGCCCGUCACAACACAUAACAUUGUAGAUGAUUGGAGCGAUCCGGUGUUGAACUCGGUGCGUCGCUGUCAACUUUUCAACACUGUCAACGAUAAAGUUAAAGUAAUAUUCCAUCCAGAGUUUCUAUCCUCAACCAACCCGCUCUUCGGGCUGGACUACGAAGAGUUCGUCCGCGGCUGCCAUCUUGGAGUAUUUCCUUCAUACUACGAGCCGUGGGGCUACACGCCUGCUGAGUGCACUGUCAUGGGCAUACCCAGUAUUACUACCAACUUGUCUGGUUUCGGUUGCUUCAUGCAAGAGCACAUCGCGGACCCGAUGUCGUACGGCAUAUACGUGGUGGACCGGCGCUACAUCUCCCUGGAGGGCUCCGUGCAACAGCUCGCGCAGUACAUGUACGACUUUACCAAGCUAACCCGUCGCCAGCGUAUCAUCCAGAGGAACAGAACGGAAAGAUUAUCAGAUCUCAUGGAUUGGAGAAAUUUGGGCAUUUACUACCGGCAAGCGCGCGCUCAGGCGUUGAAGAUUGUGUACCCCGACUACGUGGACCACAUGGACCAGGAGCUGGGCAAACGGUUCAACUACCCGCGCCCGAUCUCCGAACCACCCAGCCCCACGCAUUCUAGAGCUACUACCCCGGCCCCUUCGCUCCACGGUUCGGAAGAUGAAGAUGAGGACGAGGUCGACGAGGAGAAGGAACUCGCAGAAUUGAGGAUCACAGACUAGUUAUUUUAGGUACAGAUUAUAAAUCGUAUUUACAAGUUUAAUAAUACUCUGUGGAGAGAGAAUGGUGAAUUUCCAGGUCACAAAUAAUGAAUAGACAAUAUAUAUUUUAUUUUCAAUACAUUCGCGUGUAAGGUGGCACUUUAUACACUCUUGUCAAUGCUUUGAAAUAGGCUAAUACAGUAAACAGUGCGGGUACCCCUAAUAUAUAUAGUAAGCUCCGUGCAGACACGGCUACUCGCAACUCUGGAGUAAGUUAAGGCACAGUAAAUAUAUUGAAGCAGUAUGGAAACUACAAAAAAACGUUUGAUACAGCACACUUACACAUAUGUACGCACCGACGAGGCCUCAAAGCUGUUAUCGCAGAAUUUAAGUCGGGGGUACGGUUUCCAGAGUUGCGAGUAGCCGUGUCUGCACGGAGCUUAUAUAUAAAUAUAUAUAUAUAUAGUAAAUUAAGCAUAUUUUUAAGUAUAUUGUUUACGAGACAGCGAAUAUAAAAGAAAAAUAUUUUCUGAUUGCCUUACUAUUACUGAAAACUUUUAGGCAGAGGGCGCUGUUAGUUUGUUACUUGUCAGUUGUCGCCAGUCAGGGGU